Messenger RNA from Pogonomyrmex barbatus (red harvester ant), 803 nucleotides. RefSeq lists its product as uncharacterized. The record is from RefSeq and is a predicted model, not a curated record. Lineage: Eukaryota; Metazoa; Arthropoda; Insecta; Hymenoptera; Formicidae.
UGGCGUCGAUGUGGUUGGUUGACCAGGGUUCAUAAUGGUUGCGUUCCGUUUCACGCAUAACACGCAUCGUUCGCAUAAUCAAUGCUUAGUGCAUUGGUUGCGUUUCGUUUCAUUAUGCGCAUGAUGUACAUUUUGAAACGGAACGAUGUUAACGCAUUAGAAAUGUGAAAUCAAAAUGGAUUCUACAAUAAUAAACUGUGCUGUCGGUGUGACAAUGUUUUUAAUUAAUGAUGUUAAUGAAAGUGACAGUAGUGAAUCAUCCAUUUGGAGUUCUGAUGAUUAUUAUAGUAACGAAGAAUAUGAGAACAGUUUGAGCAUCAGUGAUUUAGAAAUUUUAUAUUCGGUUUUAAUGGUGAAUGAAACUCGUGGAGAAACAAUUUUUAAAGAAAAAAUAACAGAUUUUGUUGAAAGAGUCAUCCCUGGAUACACAAGGCGCGUAUUCAAAGAACAUUUUCGAAUGUUUCCAGAAACAUUUGAAGUAGUGUUACAAUUAAUUGGAUCAGGACUAAGAGCCAUAAAUACAUUGCCUGGAAGAAAACUUAUUUCUACCGAAAAGCAACUUCUUAUUGCAAUUUGGUUCAUGUCUACUCCUUCUAUAUUUCUUAUAGGUCUGUAUCGACGAAAUUUGGAAUUGGAAAAGCAACUGCAUUCAGAGCAUUAAGACAAGUAACGUAUGCUCUACAUUGUAUUGCUCCUCAGUUUAUUCAGUGGCCCAAAGAUGCAGUUGCCACAAAAAUAAUAAGGGAAUUUGAACAAGUUUAUGAUUUUCCAAACGUGAUAGGUAUUAUUGGAACUCAUAUUAA